UGUUCUACGUUGUUGAAGUGAACUCCCAAAUUGUCACCAUCAUGGCUGAUGUUCAGCAAACAGUUGCAAAGCCCGCCAAGAAGCCAUCCAAGCCCCGGAAGCCAGCAGGGCCCAAGGGCACCGACAUGAUCUUGGAUGCUUUGAAGAAUCUCGGCCAACCUCGCAAGCCAGUCUCUGCUCAAGCUAUCACCAAGUACGUCAAAGCUAAUUACAAAGUUUCUGACAAGGUGGAUGCUUCUCUGAAGAGGGCCGCUAAGAAGCUGCUUGCCGACGGUAAAAUCGUGCAGGUGAAAGGCAAGGGAUACAACGGAUCCUUCAAGCUGAAUGUCAAGGCAGUCGCUGCUGCUGAGGCCGCUAAGAAGAAGAGGGCAGCUGCCAAGGAAAAGAAGAAGGUAGCGCAGGAGAAGGCUAAAGCCAAGAAGGCCAAGAAAGCUGCUGACAAGAAGGCCAAGGCGGCUGACAAGAAGGCCAAGAAGGCAGCCAAGAAGAAGACAUCCAAGACGAAGAAACCUGCUGCCAAGAAGCCUGCCGCCAAGAAGGCAGCUAAGAAGCCUGCCACCAAGAAGGCAGCCAAGAAGCCUGCUGUCAAGAAAGCAGCCAAGCCCGCCAAGAAGGCAGCCAAGCCCGCAAAGAAAGCAGCCAAGCCCGCCAAGAAGGCUAAGCCCGCCAAGAAGCCCGCAGCCAAGAAGGCAGCCAAGAAAUAAGCAGCUUCUCAGCUUGCAAACCCAAACGGCUCUUUUCAGAGCCACCACAUAUUCAAAAAAGAGAUCAUUCUUGCUGUCAAAUAAAUCGUGUCUAUUUCAGUCUUUAUUUUUAAAGAUCAUGCCAUCAUUUCUCCUUUUCCUAAAUCGAAACCAUGUUCAACCUCCGGCCCCCAUAACCCCCUCGUAGCGUAAUCGAAAAACAAAUAAUGAUACAAAGCAAACAGUCUCUUGAGUUCAUUUAAAAAUAUCCCUUCUUUUAAACUAGAAAAAAAGUUUUUGUUGGGGUUACGUCCUUAUUUAAU
This is a messenger RNA of Acanthaster planci (crown-of-thorns starfish), 1006 nucleotides long. RefSeq lists its product as uncharacterized. Gene Ontology annotation, biological process: nucleosome assembly. The record is from RefSeq and is a predicted model, not a curated record. Gene Ontology annotation, cellular component: nucleosome. Gene Ontology annotation, molecular function: DNA binding; structural constituent of chromatin. Lineage: Eukaryota; Metazoa; Echinodermata; Asteroidea; Valvatida; Acanthasteridae.